Musca vetustissima is the source of this 1593-nucleotide messenger RNA. Its product is annotated as cytochrome P450 4g1-like. The record is from RefSeq and is a predicted model, not a curated record. Gene Ontology annotation, molecular function: iron ion binding; heme binding; oxidoreductase activity, acting on paired donors, with incorporation or reduction of molecular oxygen. The transcript is spliced from 4 exons. The coding region runs from base 1 to 1593 and encodes 530 amino acids. NCBI's taxonomy places the organism in Eukaryota, Metazoa, Arthropoda, Insecta, Diptera, Muscidae.
AUGUGGACUGUAGUUGUGGGUAUAUCGUUGGCAAUAGCCUUGUACGAAAUAUGGCGAAGGAAUACACGAGAAUAUAAGUUAACUGCAAAUAUGUUGACUCCUCCAAUGAUGCCGCUAAUUGGAAAUGGUCAUUUGGUGAUGCAUUUGUCGAAUUCAGAAAUCAUGGCCUAUGCAAUGCGCUACAUACACACACCGAAUGGUGUGGUAAGAGCAUUUUUGGGGCCAUUAAUGAUUGUUGCUCUCUGGAAUCCUGUCGACAUUGAAAUAGUUCUCAGUUCGAAUGACCACCUGGAAAAAUCACCCGAAUAUAAAUAUUUCCAACCAUGGUUUGGUGAUGGCCUACUUAUCUCCAAGGGUCAUCAUUGGCAGCAUCAUCGCAAAAUGAUUGCCCCUACCUUCCAUCAAAGUAUUUUGAAAAGUUUCGUACCCACCUUUGUGGAACAUUCCAAGAGGGUGGUGGAACGGUUGUCACACGAAGUGGGCCAUGAAUUUGAUGCUCACAAAUAUAUGUCUCAGGCAACUGUGGAAAUAUUACUGGCCACUGUUAUGGGUGUAAAGAAGCUACCCAAACCGGAUAAAUGUUUGGAAUACGCCAAUGCGGUGUUGGAUAUGUGUGACAUAAUUCAUAAACGUCAGCUGAAAUUCUAUUAUCGUCUGGAUGCUAUGUUCAAAUUUUCGAAAUUACAUGAUAAGGGUCGGAAAAUGUUGGAUACCAUUUUGAAUAUGACACGACAGGUUGUAAAUGAGCGGCAAAGAAAUUUCAAUGCCGAUUCGAGGGCUAUUGUGGAAAAUGAUACCGAGGUUACCAAGAGAAAACAAGAAACUAUAAAAGCCAAGGGACUGCGUGAUGAUUUGGAUGACAUCGAUGAGAAUGAUGUGGGUUCCAAAAAACGUUUGGCCUUAUUGGAUGCCAUGAUGGAAAUGUCCAAAAAUCCUGAAAUCCAAUGGACCGACAAGGAUAUCAUAGAUGAAGUCAAUACAAUUAUGUUUGAGGGUCAUGAUACCACCUCGGCUGCCUCCAGUUUUGUCCUAUGUAUUUUGGGUAUUUACAAGGACAUGCAGGAAAAAGUGCUGGACGAACAAAAAGCCAUCUUCGGUGAUAAUUUGCUACGCGAUUGCACAUUUCCCGAUACAAUGGAAAUGAAAUAUUUGGAGAGGGUAAUAAUGGAAACUCUGCGUUUAUAUCCACCAGUACCGAUUAUAUCACGUCGAGCUGCAGAUGAUAUUAAAUUGGCAUCAGGACCAUAUUCAAUACCCAAGGGUACAACAAUACUUAUUGCACAAUAUGCCGUACAUCGUGAUCCCAAAUCAUAUCCUAAUCCAGAAAAAUUCGAUCCUGACAACUUUUUGCCCGAACGUAUGGCCAAACGUCAUUAUUAUAGUUUUAUACCAUUCAGUGCCGGUCCCAGAAGUUGUGUAGGACGUAAAUAUGCCAUGAUCAAAUUGAAAAUAUUGCUAUCGACAAUUCUGCGUCACUUUGAGGUGAAAUGUAAUCAGCAGGAGAAAGAUUUUCGUUUACAGGCUGAUAUUAUUUUGAAAAUGGAAAAUGGUUUUAACAUAACGUUGGAACCACGUGCCGAGGCUAUGAAGUAA